AUGGCCAACGAGGGCGAACGGCCAACCUCCGCCGACAAGGGCAAGGGCAAGGUUGAUGAUGUUCGCGAUUUGAACGGCAAGAACACCGAAAAUGGCGAGAAGCCAGCAGACGAAAAGAAGAAAGAUGAGAAGUCUCAAGAUGAGGAACUUAGUGAAGAAGAUCAGCAAUUGAAGAGCGAACUUGAGAUGCUCGUUGAGCGGUUAAAGGAACCCGAUACCUCGCUCUAUGGGCCUGCUUUGGACGCAAUCAAGAACUUUAUCAAGACUUCUACAUCCUCCAUGACAGCUGUUCCUAAGCCUCUCAAGUUCCUCCGACCGCAUUAUGAUGGGCUGGCAGAGCUAUACGAGAAAUGGGUCCCAGGCCCUGUGCAGAACUCGUUGGCUGAUAUGCUGUCGGUGCUUGGAAUGACCUACGGAGACGAAGAGAAGCUGGAGACCAUCAAAUACCGCCUGUUGGCCAAAUCGGAGGACCUAGGCUCCUGGGGUCACGAAUAUGUCCGACAUCUCGCACUGGAAAUCGGACAAGAAUAUCAGAACCGGUUGAACGCAGACCAGGAUACCCAGGAUCUAGUGGACCUUGCAUUGUCUUUGGUGCCCUAUUUCCUGAGUCAUAAUGCCGAAGCCGAUGCAGUUGAUCUCAUGAGCGAACUGGAAAUCAUCGAAGAUAUCCCUCAAUUCGUUGAUGAGAACACUUACGCACGAGUCUGCUUGUAUAUGGUCAGUAUGGUCAAUCUCCUCACUUACCCCGAAGAUCAGCAAUUCCUCCGAACCGCCCACGGUAUCUACGUCCGCUACAACAAACUUUCGCAAGCGAUCGUGCUCGCUAUCCGUUUGAACGACACUGAGCUCAUCAAGAGUGACAUCCACGCUACGACCGACAUGUCUUUGAAGAAACAGAUGGCCUUCCUUGUCGCCCGGCAGCAGAUCUGGCUCGACCUUCCAGCUGAUGAUGAGGAGGGAGAGGCCUUGGCUGAUUGUCUCAACAACACUUCCAUCCCGAAGCACUUCAAAUCUCUGGCUAAGGAACUGAACAUCUUGGACCCCAAGAUGCCAGAGGAUAUCUACAAGACACAUCUUGAGAGCAGUCGUGGAGCCGGCCUCACCAAUCUUGAUUCGGCACGACACAACUUGGCUAGCGCAUUUGUCAACUCGUUUGCCAACGCCGGAUUUGGUAACGAUAAGAUGAUGCUAGUGGAGGGUGACAAGGGCCCGUGGGUGUGGAAGACCAAGGACGAUGGUAUGCUUUCCACAACUGCCUCGCUGGGUAUGCUGCUGCACCGUGAUGUCGAGGAUGGUUUGGAUAAGAUCGACAAGUUCACCUACGCGCAAGAAGACCAGGUCAAAGCUGGUGCUCUUCUCGCUAUUGGUAUCCUGAACUCCGGCGUCCGACUUGACUCCGACCCCGCCCUUGCCCUCUUGAGUGACCCUGACAAUCUUGAGGCAAAGAACGUCCCGAUGAGAGUUGCAUCCAUCAUGGGUCUUGGUCUGGCAUACGCCGGUUCUAACAAGGAAGAACUGCUUGAGGUUCUCCUCCCUAUUGUGGAGGACGCCUCACUAGACAUGCAGCUAUCUGCCAUGGCAGCAGUUUCCCUCGGUCUCAUCUUUGUUGGUUCAUCAAACCACCAGGUUAGUGAAGCAAUCGCGACCACCUUGAUGGAUGAGGAGCGUCAGAAGCAGCUUAAGGACAAGUGGACAAGGUUCAUGGCCCUUGGUCUGGCACUUCUGUACUUCGGCCGCCAAGAGGAGGUUGAUGUCAUCCUUGACAUCCUUAAGGCAGUUGACCACCCCAUGGCUAAGCCCACUUCAGUCCUUGCCUCAGUAUGCGCUUGGGCAGGCACUGGUACAGUGCUCAAGCUACAAGAGCUUCUCCACAUCUGCAAUGAUAUCAUUGAAGAGAAGGAGGAGAACAAGGGUGAUGAGCUUGUUCAGUCGUACGCUGUUCUCGGUUUGUCUCUCAUUGCCAUGGGCGAGGAUGUCGGACAAGAUAUGAUUCUCCGCCAGUUCGGUCACCUCAUGCACUAUGGAUCUCCCAACAUUCGCCGGGCGGUUCCCCUGGCUAUGGGCUUGAUCAGCCCCAGCAACCCACAGAUGAAGGUUUACGAUACACUGUCCCGGUACAGUCACGAUAAUGACAACGAAGUUGCCAUUAAUGCCAUCUUCGCCAUGGGUCUCUGUGGCGCUGGUACCAACAAUGCCCGUCUUGCACAGCUUCUCCGGCAAUUGGCCAGCUACUACCACCGCGACCAGAACUCACUGUUCAUGGUUCGCAUCGCCCAGGGUCUUCUACACAUGGGCAAGGGUACCAUGACACUUAACCCCUUCCACACCGACCGACAGGUCCUUUCCCGUGUCUCAGCAGCGGGUUUGCUUACUGUGCUUGUAUCACUCAUCGAUGCCAAGCAAUUCAUCCUCGCUGAACACCAUUACCUGCUCUACUUCCUCAUUACCGCCAUGUUCCCCCGCUUCCUUAUUACCCUCGACGAGGACCUUCAGCCACUCACCGUCAAUGUCCGCGUCGGUCAGGCUGUGGACGUGGUUGGCCAGGCAGGUCGCCCGAAGACCAUCACUGGAUGGCAGACUCAGAGCACGCCAGUUCUCCUGGCACACGGCGAGAGAGCCGAGCUUGAGGAUGAGCAGUACAUUCCUCUGAGCAGCACUCUCGAAGGCUUGGUUAUCUUGCGCAAAAACCCGGACUACGAAAGCCCUGAAUAA
Molecule: messenger RNA, 2712 nt
Organism: Penicillium concentricum
Lineage: Eukaryota; Fungi; Ascomycota; Eurotiomycetes; Eurotiales; Aspergillaceae
Product: proteasome regulatory particle base subunit RPN1
Exons: 5
Coding region: 1-2712 (903 amino acids)
Biological process (GO): proteasome-mediated ubiquitin-dependent protein catabolic process; regulation of protein catabolic process
Cellular component (GO): nucleus; proteasome complex; proteasome regulatory particle, base subcomplex
Molecular function (GO): enzyme regulator activity
Source: RefSeq, a predicted model, not a curated record